Messenger RNA from Aspergillus wentii DTO 134E9, 1890 nucleotides. RefSeq lists its product as uncharacterized. Lineage: Eukaryota; Fungi; Ascomycota; Eurotiomycetes; Eurotiales; Aspergillaceae. The record is from RefSeq and is a predicted model, not a curated record. The transcript has 5 exons. Gene Ontology annotation, molecular function: FAD binding. Bases 1 to 1890 code for a protein of 629 amino acids.
AUGCCCGUAUUUACCGAAUCCGCCUCUUCAACUCGCGAUCUCCGCGUUCUGCCCUCCUUCGCGCCUCCCCUCCCCCGCCUCUCAUCCCUCCAUCCUGAUCUGGUCGAUGAGGAUAAAUAUGAAGUUGUUGUGGUUGGAGCUGGCCCAGCAGGCCUAAUGCUCACCCUCCUACUCGCCCGAUACGGUCUAUCCGAUCAAUCCCUGCUCUGUCUCGACGCGAAACCAUCGACCCUGAAAUCCGGACAGGCGGACGGCGUGCAACCGCGCACGCUGGAAGUGUUCAAAUCGCUCGGUCUGGCAGAUGAAAUCGUCAAUGAAGCAUGUCAAAUGUGGGAAUUUGCGUUCUGGAAUCCGUCACCCGAUGCGAAGAAGAUUAUCGAGCGGACUGCUGUCGUUCCCGAGGUGUUGGCGCCCGCGAGAUACGGCUUCGAAGGCACGAUCCAUCAAGGCCGGAUCGAGAGGAUUUUAGAUGAAGAUUUGGGGCGGUACUCCAAGCGAGGCAUUCGGCGGGAUUCGCGGGUUGUCAAGGUUGAAAUUGAUGAGUCGGAUUCUGCGUUUCCUGUUGUUGCGGAAGUGGAAUGUGGUGGUGAGACGAGGAAGAUUCGAUCGAAAUACCUGAUCGCCGCGGACGGAGCGCAUUCCGUUGUACGACAAUGUCUCGGCUUACGACUGGAGGGUGAAUCCCUUGAUCAUAUUUGGGGAGUUGUCGAUUUAGUUGUUGACACUGACUUUCCUGAUAUCCGGCGGCGAUGCGCGGUUCAUUCACCCCGGGGCUCUGUCAUGGUGAUUCCGCGCGAACGGAUUUCUACGGGUGAGUAUCUGACAAGGCUAUACGUGCACGUUCCGGAUGAAGAUACCGAGUCCAACGCGCGGACUCGACGGGGAAAGGUCACGCUGGAGGCGAUAUUGCAGCAAGCAACGGAUGUGUUUCGGUCGUAUCGAUUCAGGCCCAAGACGAACGGGGCGAUUGACUGGUGGGCUGCGUAUCAGAUUGGGCAGCGGGUGGCGAGGGAUUUCAUCGUGAGGGAUAAUGCGGGGCGUGGGAGGGUGUUUCUUGCUGGUGAUGCGUGUCAUACGCACAGUCCGAAGGCCGGCCAAGGAAUGAACGUCUCAAUGAUGGACUCGUACAAUCUGGCCUGGAAACUGGGUUAUGCAGUCCACGGUCUGGCAUCCUCAUCAGCCCUGCUGGAUACAUACAACGACGAACGACAGAUCAACGCACAGAACCUCAUCGACUUUGACCGGCACUUUUCGACUCUCUUCUCCGGAAAGGAAGAUGCAAGUUCCGGUCUCACGCCUGAACAGCUUCAUAAUGCGUUUACCACCGGGAAUGGGUUCACCAGUGGGUGUGGGGUUGAGUAUGGUGAGAAUCUAAUCGUGCAGAAUGGACAGAACAAUCCGAUUCAAGGAGAUGAUUAUCUUUUUGGGAUUAUCAAGCCGGGAAGAAGAUUGUUGAAUGUCAAGGUGAAGAGAUAUGCGGAUGGGUGGAGGAGGGAUCUUCAUGAUGAUCUGCUAUCCACCGGUCGAUUCCGCAUUAUCUGUCUUACUUCGACUGAUCUGCUGGAUGAUGGAGUUUCCUCUCGGACAUUGCUUUCCAUUGGAAAGUUGAUCCACGAAUAUCCACCCUCUCUGAUUGAGGAAAUUGUCAUCCAUCCCCAUCUCCAACGCGAGUUUGAGUGGUCCGACAUCCCAGAAUGCGUCAAGCAAGAAGCCGAAAUGUGUUUCUACAGUGGAUAUGAACUUGAAGAUGUAUACGGGAUUUACGGAGUUGAUCCAGAAAAAGGAGCAAUCGUGGUAGUCCGACCAGACGGCGUCGUGGGAAUGGUUACCGAAUUGGGCGAUAUUGAAGCUGUUUAUAGCUAUCUAGCAGGCUGUGUAUCUCUCAUCUAG